This is a messenger RNA of Brugia malayi, 1935 nucleotides long. RefSeq lists its product as uncharacterized. The transcript has 17 exons. Bases 1 to 1935 code for a protein of 644 amino acids. The record is from RefSeq and is a predicted model, not a curated record. Gene Ontology annotation, molecular function: protein binding. NCBI's taxonomy places the organism in Eukaryota, Metazoa, Nematoda, Chromadorea, Rhabditida, Onchocercidae.
AUGUUCUUUAUACCUUCCAUAUUGAUGAAAAGGAAUGAACCAUUAUCUGUCAUUUGGCGAAUUGUAUUUGAUGAGAAAUGGCGACCACCACGAAAAAUUAUUUUAGAGAUAAAUAUAGAAAGGGCUUGCGAACUUCUUAUUGGAAAAAUACCAAAUGGUAAUCCGGGUGAAAUUAAAUUUUCUCUCUAUCUACUUGCACAACUUUCUUAUGGCAUUGCAUUAAUUGUACAAAAACGCGGAGAUAUUCUAUGCAGAGAUAUGGAAACAUUUAUUCCAAUUAUACGCCGCUAUCAAUAUGAGAAUGAAGAUGAAUCUACUAUGAAAGGUAAGAAAGAUCGGAAGAAACGUGCACCAAAACGAAAUGAUUUUCUUAUUUUGGAUUCUUCAUUUGAGACUAUUGAAAGUGAACAUUUGAAGAUCGUACUCGAUUACAGCGCAAUUACAUUACAUGAAGAUAUACCACUUCCAGAAAUUGACACUCUGUUUAAUGAUGAUUUUGGACCGCUAACUGAAGCUGAAGCUCAACAAAUGGAAGCUCUUUUGAAAGACGAUAGCGAGCAUAUUGAAAGAAAAUCAAAAAGCAUAAAUGAAUCCAAAGAAAUUGUGAAUAUAAUUCCUGAAACAUUAGCGAAUGAGGCAGAUAUUAAUAAAGCGACACAUGAAGCAUUUGAAAUGAUGGAAGUAAGCGACGAAAACGAGAUUCGUAAAGAGAGGCAAUACGAUUUAACAUCUGAUGAAGCUUUACAAGAACCAGAAAUCAAGCAUCCACCAUGCUUAUCAAUACUUGAAUUGAGUGAUGUUCAUGAUUCACAAAUCAUAAUUCCAAAAAAGAAACGCCGCAAGCAUGGCAUCAUUAUUGAUGAAUUAACAAUGUUCAAUAAGGCACAACUUCAAGCCCAGAUUGAUUGUAUUGAUGACCUGUUGCAUACACGUGAUGAAAUGAUUCCUCAAAUAUCAAAACGUGGAGCGGUAACAGUUCAAGAUUUAUUUGAUGUUCGUCCAAUGACAUUACGUGAAUUUGCGAAAAAUCCUAUGUCAAAUUUGGAUGCAUGGAUAUCAGCACCGGAAUAUGAUGAGCCACCACUUCAGUAUAAAGAUGCAAUGCAGUUAGAACCAAUGCAGGCGCCACCAAUGCGAACGUUACAUCAUUUUUCAGAUGGAAGAGAAACAUUAACCGACUCUACAUCACAUGAAUCCGUAAAAAUUAAUCUGCAAGAUCUGGAACGACAAACUGUUACACCAGUGAUGGAGAAUAUUGAGCAAGGACGACGAAAUACCACUUCCACGGCACCUUUUGGUAGCACACGUACCACUACCGAUCCUUCAUCACAGCUUAGAUCAGAUGGUGGAUUACCUGUUGCCUCUAGCGAAAAUCGACUAGUUGAUGAGAAAAUGAAAAUAUCCGUGGCUACCAUUUUUGAAAGAACUGCUGAAGAGGAGCGUAUGGAUGACAGUUUCACUUUGUUAGCGGAAAAACCUCGAGUGACAGAUUUAUUUUCAAAUUUGACGAUUGAAUCUGAAUUACGUGGGACGAAACUGGAAAGUAGCACUGAAAAUAUUCUUGUUGAUGAGAGAUAUUCUGAAUGUGAAAUACGUCAAGAAGAAUAUCAAAAUGAGCGGAAUAUUCCAAAGAUCUCAGUGAUGCAGGAUCGAUUUCAGUUGAAAGUUAGUAAGAGGAAAAGUACGUUGGAGACAGAUGAUAGUUCCCUUCCAAAUUACUAUCAAACACAGAGCGCUCAUGAUCUUUUUGGAUUGAUAACUGAAUUUCUCAAUUCUCACGAGGCUUCAUCUCUAUGUUUUUCGGAAUUAAUUCGUGGUCACACUGCGGUAUUUGCAGCUAAAGCUUUUACAAAUUUGUUGGAGUUGUUGGCAAAGCAAAAAGUUAAGGUCGAACAGGAGGAAAAUUUUGCCGAAAUUGUCAUUCGACUUCAAUAA